AGCCGCUCAACGAUCCACAGUCCAAAGUCGCUUGCAGCGAAAGACAUCGAGUGCAGAGAGUUUAACCACCCCAGAAAAUAUGUUCAAAUUCGUGUUGAUCGCCAGCUUGCUGGUCGCCAUCGCCUUCGCAGCUCCCCGCGAAGAAACCGAACAAGAAAGGAUAGACAGGGAGGAGCUCGAGAAGUACCAGAACGAAAACGCUUCAUACCAGUUCAAUGCCAAGGUCGACGAUCAGAUCAACGAUGGACAAAUUACGAGGACUGAGGAGCGCGAAGGAGGCACCGUGCGCGGUUCCUACAGCUACUUUGAUGGAUUUGUGAAGCGCCGUGUCGAGUACAUCGCCGACAAGGAUGGCUACAGGGUGCUCAAGGACGAGAUGGAGGAUGUUGGUGACGGCCCACGAUUCAAUCCCGAAGGCCAAGCCGACGUUGAAGGCUCUCUGAUCGGCAAAUACUCCAUCAAGUUGGACAAGGAUGACGAUGAGAAGCACUACAAGGACAUUCGUGCCUAAGAGAUAUUUGAGUGGAGGAUUUCUAACAUUUAGAAAUGGACUGAAUACUUCGUAAAGCCCUAAAGUAGAGUAGAGCACCGUCAGAACUGCUUUUGUAUUUUUCUCCCAAAAUAAAGUAUUGACAAAAUUAAAAAAAAAAAAA
Molecule: messenger RNA, 653 nt
Organism: Drosophila ficusphila
Lineage: Eukaryota; Metazoa; Arthropoda; Insecta; Diptera; Drosophilidae
Gene: Cpr51A
Exons: 2
Coding region: 80-511 (143 amino acids)
Cellular component (GO): chitin-based extracellular matrix
Molecular function (GO): structural constituent of chitin-based larval cuticle
Source: RefSeq, a predicted model, not a curated record